GUUCUCGCCAGCUUUCCUAGCCGCUCUUGGGCUUCCUGGUUCGGGGCCGAAGAGGAGGUUUUCUUGCGCGUUUCCGGACCAAACAAAUAGUUUCAGUUCAAAUUAAAACCAACUUUAACUCCGGGCCAGAGAAAUGCGACUUAAAUCUGAUGUUUUUAUCUGAACGUUUGACUUUGUUCAGUUUCAAGCGUCGACCCUGAACCGAAGAGCGACCGACGCCGCCCGACAUAUCAGCCGCCGACAUGAGGCCGGGGAUCGGCCUCCUGACCCUGGUCUCCGGCCUCCUGACCCUGGUCUCCGGCCCCACGGAGGCGGCCGCCCACGGCGACGACCCGGAGCUCGCGUCUCUGGGCUCCAUGUUGGACGACUUUGACGUCCUCCCACUGUCCAGGAUCCAGACCCACUCGGUCCAGCGCCGCGACCUCCAGACCCCGACCCACGCGGAGAAGCUGCUGAGCUUCAGCGCCCUGCAGAGGCAGUUCAGACUCUACCUGAGGACCAACGACCACCUGUUCACCCAUGACUUCAGAGCCGUGGUCGUGGACGAGGACGGACGAGAGCGGCGCCACCCGGUGGACAGACACAGCUACUACACGGGACACGUCAUCGGGGAAGAAAACUCUCGUGUUCAGGCUCAUCUGGACGAAGACGAGUUCUCAGCUCACAUCCUGACACAGGAAGGAGAAUACAACAUAGAGCCUCUGUGGAGGUUCUCCUCGGCGCCCCCCUCUGGUCGUCUCCUGAUCUACCGCUCAGACCACAUCAGGAACCUCAGUCGUCUCCACCAACCGUCCGUCUGUGGCUACGUGACCUCUGACCCCAGCAGGCUCCUCCCACACGGGGUCAGGGCGGCCAUGUUGGAGGACCAGGACCAACAAGAGUCCGUCCCCCGAGAGAGACGUCAGGUCCACGACCACAACAGGAACACGUGUCCUCUGCUGCUGGUGGCCGACCAUCGCUUCUACAAACACAUGGGCCGCGGGGAGGAGAGCACCACCCUCAGCUACCUGAUCGAGCUGAUCGACCGUGUGGACGACAUCUACAGAAACACAUCGUGGGACGAGGAGUUCAGAGGCUACGGGGUCCAGAUCCAGCAGAUCAUCAUUGAGAAGAGUCCGACCCCCGUCGCUCCAGGAAAGACUCACUUCAACAUGAGAGGAAGUCCAGUGGACGGGAAAGACGUGUGGGACGUCAAGAAGCUGCUGGAGCAGUUCAGUGUGGACAUUGCAGAGAAGGCGUCCAACGUGUGUCUGGCUCAUCUCUUCACCUACCAGGACUUUGAUGAGGGGACCCUGGGUCUGGCCUACGUCGCCCCGUCCAAACCCGACAUCCCUGGAGGUCUCUGCUCCAAAGCUUGUCCUUCGUCCGCUAACGAACACGGGUCCAUCUACCUCAACACGGGCCUCACCAGCACCAAGAACUACGGCAAGACCAUCCUGACCAAGGAAGCAGAUCUGGUGACGACUCAUGAGCUCGGACAUAACUUCGGGGCGGAGCACGACCCCGACAACGUCCCGUACUGCGCCCCCCGAGAGGACCAGGGGGGCAAGUACGUCAUGUACCCCAUCGCUGUCAGCGGAGACCACGUCAACAACAAGCUGUUCUCCAGCUGCAGCAGGCGGUCCAUCGUGAAGCGUCUCCGGUCCAAAGCUCCGUCCUGCUUCAGGAUGAGGAACAGCAACGUGUGUGGGAACUCGGGGGUGGAGCCUGGGGAGGAGUGCGACCCCGGACUCAUGAACCUCAGCUCAGACCCCUGCUGCACCUCCGACUGCAGACUGAGACCAGGGGCCCAGUGCAGUGACAGGAACAGUGCGUGCUGUAAAGGUUGCCAGUUUGAGUCCAAAGGUGAAGUGUGUCAGGAGCCCAUCGAUGCCACAUGUAAAGGACACUCGUACUGCACAGGAAACAGCAGUGAGUGUCCCCCCCCCGAAAACGCUGCUGAUAAGACGCAGUGUUUGGACAACGGAGAGUGUCUCAAUGGAGAGUGUGUCCCCUUCUGUCAGGCCGUCCUCAACCUGCAGCCGUGCGCCUGCAACGAAACCAACUCCUCCUGUAAAGUCUGUUGCCGUAGCAACAGCGGCGUCUGCGCUCCCUACCAGGACGACGGUGGACACUUCGUCUUCCUGAGGAAAGGGAAACCCUGCACCGUGGGCUUCUGUGACGGAGCGGGGAAGUGCAUGAAGCAGGUCCAGGACGUGGUGGAGCGUCUCUGGGACUUCAUCGACAAACUGGACAUCAACACGUUUGGGAAGUUCCUGGCUGACAACAUCGUGGGAUCAGUGGUGGCCUUCUCACUCCUCUUCUGGGUCCCCUUCAGCAUCCUGGUCCACUGCGUGGACAAGAAGCUUGAUCAACAGUACGAGCAGACGACAAAGUCUCUGUUCUUCCCCAGCAAUGCCGAGCUCCUGAGCAGCCUGGACUCUGCAUCCGUUCGUAUCUUCAAGCCUCCAAGCUUUGGCCCCGCCCCUCCCCGGCUGCCGCCCGCCGGCCCCCAGCAGACCAGCACCCCCCCAGGCCACACCCCCCCGCCGCUGGACACCAUCCACGAGGACCCCAGCCUGGACGAGGACGCCCUGGAGGAGGCGUUCGGGCGUCCAGCGGCGGGGGGGGCGAGGCCGGCGGCGGCGGGGGGGGCGGGGCGGCGGCGUUCCUUCGAGGACCUGACGGAGAAGAGCGCGGCGAGUCGCAGCGACAAGGCCAAACUGUUCCGGCUGCAGCGGCAGCAUCAGGUGGACACCAAGGAGACGCAGUGCUGAGACGUCUCCAUGGCAACAGAGACACGCCCACUCAGGCAGGGUGGUCGAAUCAGACUUCACCAGCAACCAGAGAAGAAGAAGAGGAGACGGGAAUCAAACCCGACGCUGUUGGUGCUUUGCUGCGGGUUCUAGUCCAGAAGCUUUUAUAUUUUAUACGUUACGUCCCAUAAAUAAAUAAAUGAAUCCAGAACUUUAAAGGUUUAAAUCUGACUUUAACGGAUUUAUGAGCUCCACGUUGUUCUGUUUAAAACGACAAUCACCUCUUUUUCUUCUUCUGUGGUAUUUUUCAGUAUUUCAUGUUUCUAUGGAGACGCUACGUAAGAAAACGUGUGGUGAGAAACAAAAAUAAAGUUUGUGUUUUUUAAAAGAA
This is a messenger RNA of Mugil cephalus (flathead mullet), 3126 nucleotides long. RefSeq names its product ADAM metallopeptidase domain 17b (gene adam17b). Gene Ontology annotation, cellular component: plasma membrane. NCBI's taxonomy places the organism in Eukaryota, Metazoa, Chordata, Actinopteri, Mugiliformes, Mugilidae. Gene Ontology annotation, molecular function: metalloendopeptidase activity. The record is from RefSeq and is a predicted model, not a curated record. The coding region runs from base 243 to 2756 and encodes 837 amino acids. The transcript has 18 exons. Gene Ontology annotation, biological process: membrane protein ectodomain proteolysis; Notch signaling pathway.